Molecule: messenger RNA, 1631 nt
Organism: Blastomyces dermatitidis ER-3
Lineage: Eukaryota; Fungi; Ascomycota; Eurotiomycetes; Onygenales; Ajellomycetaceae
Product: translation initiation factor 2 subunit 2
Exons: 4
Coding region: 157-1086 (309 amino acids)
Biological process (GO): formation of cytoplasmic translation initiation complex; formation of translation preinitiation complex; translational initiation
Cellular component (GO): eukaryotic translation initiation factor 2 complex
Molecular function (GO): translation initiation factor activity; translation initiation factor binding; mRNA binding
Source: RefSeq, a predicted model, not a curated record
CGAUCUGUGAGUCGCCUCUGGCCGCGAUGAACUCAAUAGCAUCAAAGGCUUUCCUGAUAUACCAGACGUCUUAAUAAAACUUACGCUUUCCCUGCGACUUAUAACUAUCUCGUCUACGCUCCAACUCUUUGUUGCGGACUUUCGAAGACGAUCACCAUGGCUGACACGGACGCUCCCGUUGUCGAAAAGAAGCACAGAAAAUCUGUUGCGUUCAGCGAAGGGACCACAAUCAUGGAUGCGAACGGGGCAAUCUCUGAGGCUGGUCAUGCCGAUGACAAGACUACUGCUGAAAAGCACACUGCUGCCUCCCCGGACAAGGAAGUGGACGAAGUAACUGAACUUUUUAAGGGUCUUUCGAAAAAGAAGAAGACAAAGAAAACGAAAGAUGCGGAUGCGGAGCCUAGUGCGGACGGCGAGUUCGACCCCUCGAUGAUGAAGAAGAAAAAGAAGAGCAGCAAAAAGGCCGCAGACGGUGACUUCGAAGCCAAACUUGCGGAGGCGGGGCUGGCUAGUGAGGAAGCCGCCCCAGAGGAGAAACCUUCGACUGAAGAAAUCGUCAGCGAUAUCGAGCACGGCAGAGGUAUCUGGGCCCACGGUGCUACACAACCCAUUCCAUAUAACCUACUCGUCACUCGAUUUUUCACCUUAAUUCACAGCCAUCAUCCCGAUAUCCUCUCAAGCGGUUCCAAAUCCUAUAAGAUUCCUCCGCCUCAGUGUCUGCGUGAAGGUAACCGGAGAACUAUCUUUGCCAAUAUCACCGAUAUCUGCAAACGGAUGAAGCGGUCGGAGGAUCACGUUAUGCAGUUCCUGUUCGCUGAGUUGGUCACGAGUGGCAGCGUGGACGGAAGCAGGAGAUUGGUUAUCAAGGGUCGUUUCCAGCAGAAACAAAUUGAGAACGUGCUGCGAAGAUAUAUCGUCGAAUACGUCACUUGCAAGACGUGUCGUAGCCCAGACACGGAACUCAACAAGGGAGAGAACCGUCUUUAUUUCGUUACAUGCAAUUCCUGCGGUAGUAGGCGCUCAGUCACUGCGAUCAAGACAGGUUUCCGUGGCCAGGUCGGAAGACGGAAGAAGCAGCAGGGCUAAAACGUGCAAACUUAUUUCGGCGUCCACAUCUAUGGUUCGCAAUGGCAUGUUCUUCUUUAUUAACCUAGCACAAUACACACUUCUCACGACUCGAUCGAGUUUAUUCUCUCCCCCACCCCCAUACUGCUUCCUUUAACGACUUCUUUUGUCGUUGAUUCCCUGUUCGUUUCUUUCCAUUAAGGAAGACACGAGCAUUACCCCCCCCCCGUCCCUUUAUCUUUCUAGCUUCUCCCAUAAAUUGACCCCCUAGAAGAAGCGUGAUCCUAUGAACUACCGCCAUCAUCAUUGACGUGUUUUAUUGCGGUUGUCUUUUCAAUUCCUUUUUAUUCCCUUCGAUCCUCGCGGUUCGAGCUUUGUAUGUUUUCUCCCUGCAUAAUGUACAUGUAUGCGUCUUAUGGAAUUGGGCUACUUUAGAAGGGGGGGGAAAAUGGUAAGGGGGAAGGAAGACGUAUGUGGGGGGAAAAAAGGAGAGGGGCAAAACGAAAAAUGAUCCUAGAUUGAGAAAUUUUAAAUGAAAAAUACGAUUGAUAUUGCUUCGAAGUAUC